Molecule: messenger RNA, 765 nt
Organism: Debaryomyces tyrocola
Lineage: Eukaryota; Fungi; Ascomycota; Pichiomycetes; Serinales; Debaryomycetaceae
Source: the annotation of a GenBank genome assembly
AUGUAUGGUUUAUUAGAGGGAAAGACCGUAGCUAUAACGGGCGGUGUAACUGGAAUUGGCCGUGCAAUUGCAAUUGAAAUGGCAAAAAAUGGAGCUAAUGUUGUUGUUAAUCACUUACCGAAUCAAUUAGAGCUAGUUAAAUCUUUACAAGAGGAAAUUGGUGAAGAUAAAUUUUUAGGCGUGGCUGGCGAUAUAUCAAAGCCGGAAAACUGUGAAGAAUUAAUUCUUAAAACAAUUGAGAAAUUUCAUGAAAUCAAUGUCUUUGUAUCAAAUGCUGGAAUAUGUGAAUUCAAGGAAUUUACAGAGAUUGAACCCGAAACAUAUUAUAAAACAAUUGACAUAAAUCUAAAUGGAGCCUUUUUUGCUAUUCAAGCAGCUGCUAAGCAAAUGAAAAAACAAGGAAAGGGAGGUAGUAUUAUUGGAAUCAGCAGUAUUUCAGCUUUAGUUGGGGGCGCCUAUCAAGCACAUUACACACCAACGAAAGCUGGAAUAUUAUCUAUCAUCCAAUCUACUGCUUGCGCUUUAGGACCAUAUGGUAUUAGAUGUAAUGCUCUAUUACCGGGAACUAUUCGAACAGCUUUAAAUGACGAAGAUUUAAAUAAUGAUGAAAAAAAGAAAUAUAUGGAAAAACGUAUUCCUUUGGCUAGACUAGGCCAACCUGAAGACUUGGCUGGGCCGGCGAUAUUCCUAGCAAGCGACCUUUCAAAGUACGUAAAUGGUGCACAGUUAUUGGUUGAUGGUGGUCUAUUUGUCAAUCUACAAUGA